AUGGUCAAUUUCACGACCUCUUUCAUUCUUUCACUUUUAGUAGCCGUCUUAUCCAUCUCAGCUCAAGCUGAAGUCGCUGGACCUCGACACGGACCCAGACGACAAAACAGAGGAACACCUGUGCAAGCCAGAGCUGCCGCUUCAGCAAGUGCUUCAGCAGCAGACCCUUGGGCUAACUUCUCACAAUUCAAUUGGAAUACCUGGUCACCCAAUUGGGGUUGGACAGGACAUACCUUGGCCUACGUAAAGGCUUGGUAUUAUGAUGAGUAUGGUUUGAACCUUCCACCCGGAGUUUCCAGUUGGCAGCAAUUGUCGUUCUACGUUACUUACUACGGUACGACCACCACCAAAGGUGCAUCCCCAUCGAUCUCAAAUUACGGAAACCCUAACACCGAAGCUCCAUGGGAAACUGGACAGGUUGCGGCUUCAUCGACAUCCAGUUCCGCUGCUCGUGCUUCCUCAUCAAGUUCUUCCGCUGCUGCGUCCUCUUCCUCUUCUUCUUCCUCCAAGGCUGCCUCAUCUUCAUCUUCAUCUUCAGCUGCACCUUCCAGUUCUUCUGCUGUGGCCAGCUCAACCUCAUCCUCAAAAGCUGCUUCGAGCACUUCUUCCUCCGCUGCCGCCAGCUCUUCUUCCGCUGCUGCCUCCAGCUCUUCUUCUUCUUCCUCUUCCGCUCGAGCCUCUUCGUCAUCAUCUUCAGCAGCGGCAGCCAGCUCGAGCACCUCCUCAUCGGCACCUGCUCCUAGCUCAAGCAGUUCUUCCUCCGCCGCUGUGCCCAGCUCAAGCAGUUCUUCUUCUGCUGCCCGAAGCUCAAGCAGUUCUUCUUCCGCAGCGGUUAGCUCAAGUAGUUCUUCUUCUGCCGCUAUUUCAAGCUCAACUUCUUCCAGCACCUUAUCCUCCUCGGUCGCCUCUUCGUCAACCAGCUCCUCAUCUGCUGUGGCUUCCUCGACCGUGCCCGUUGUCCCUGCCGUACCAUCGGGAUGGGCUGUUGCUUCUUCUGCUUGUAUCGCAGACGGCAAGACCGGUCGUGCUUUGCUAGGAUCUUUCACCAUCGAUUACAACAACACAGUCGAAAGCUGUCUUGCCAGAUGCGAUGCUGGUGGAUACGCUAUCGCUGGUAUCGAAUAUGGAAACCAAUGCUUCUGUGGUUCUUACCUCUCCAAUGGAGCCUCGUUGACAUCCACCGCUACAUGUGCGGUUCCUUGUCCCGGAAACAGUCUGGAGACUUGUGGUGGAUACUAUGCUAUGAGCCUCUACGUUUCCACCAAAUUGAAUGGCGGUACGCUUAGUGCCGAUCUCACCUCCGUAGACCCAACUCUUCCUAGUGGAUGGUCCUCCAUCGCGAAGUGUAUGCCCGAAGUCAACGGCCGAGCAUUGACCGGCUCCUCUUGGUCCUCAGACGGUAUGACCGUCCCCGCUUGUCUCAAUCGAUGUGCCUCUGGAGGAUUCCAAUAUGGUGCCGUGGAGUACGGUCGAGAAUGUUACUGUGGUAACACGAUGGACAACGGCGCUGAUAUGACCAAGACCUCUACCUUGUGUGGUACCCCCUGUGCUGGUAACCCCUCCACCGCUUGUGGUGGUUACAAUGCUCUCCAAGUGUUCAACAACCCCGCCUACUCGUACUCUAAUACCGUUGUGAACGGUUACGUCAAGACUGCUUGUCUUCAAGAAGUCGCCAACCGAGCCUUGAGAGGCGCUGCCUACAAGGAUGAAAGUGGUAUGACCGUCGAAACUUGUACCCAAUACUGUUCCGACCGAGGUUACAUUAUGGCUGGUCUCGAAUACGGUAGUGAAUGUUAUUGUGGUUCCGCCCUUGUUGGUGGAGCAACUCUCCUUUUGACUUCAGGCGAAUGUAAGAUGGCAUGUGUCGGUGACAGUACUGAGAACUGUGGUGGACCCAACGCUAUGUGGCUUUACAUCAACCCUAAUACUUUAACCACCAAGGUCACCCUCCCCACCGGUUGGUCAGCCAAGGGAUGUAUCGCUGAAGGAUGGACUUCUCGAGCCCUCAACUUCACUGCCACAGACUACAUUCAAAAAGGAACCAUGACAGGCGAACUCUGUUCUAGACAAUGUGCCACUCUUGGUUAUACCAUGGCUGGUACCGAAUACGCUUCGCAAUGUUAUUGCGGUAAUUCAUUCAACGGUGGAGCUACAGGCGCUAUCAUCGACACUCUCACCGAUGGUACAGGUCAAUGUAACUACCCAUGUCCAGGUAACGCUGCUCAAAUGUGUGGUGGUGCUUCUCGAUUGUCUCUUUACUCCAACUUGGCCACUUUGCCUAACGGAGGCUCUUCCACUACUACACUGUAG
Messenger RNA from Kwoniella shivajii, 2310 nucleotides. RefSeq lists its product as uncharacterized. The record is from RefSeq and is a predicted model, not a curated record. The coding region runs from base 1 to 2310 and encodes 769 amino acids. The transcript is spliced from 3 exons. Lineage: Eukaryota; Fungi; Basidiomycota; Tremellomycetes; Tremellales; Cryptococcaceae.